This is a messenger RNA of Fusarium keratoplasticum, 1845 nucleotides long. RefSeq lists its product as uncharacterized. Gene Ontology annotation, molecular function: D-lactate dehydrogenase (NAD+) activity; FAD binding; D-lactate dehydrogenase (cytochrome) activity. The transcript has 3 exons. Gene Ontology annotation, cellular component: mitochondrion. The coding region runs from base 1 to 1845 and encodes 614 amino acids. Gene Ontology annotation, biological process: lactate catabolic process. Lineage: Eukaryota; Fungi; Ascomycota; Sordariomycetes; Hypocreales; Nectriaceae. The record is from RefSeq and is a predicted model, not a curated record.
AUGGCCUCCCUCCAGCUGCGCGCUCAGCGCACCGCUCUCCGGAGCCUACGGACCUCUCACAUCACAGCCGGCCCCCGGAGCUCACGGUUACCUGCCUCGCUCCGCUGCUAUGCCACUGACAUCGAGCCCGAGCGGCCCAAAGCUCCCCGGCAGGGCGGCAACGAGACCAAGGUUGGCCGGACGUUCCAGGGCCAGGUCAUGGGCAGUAUCGGAGCUCGAUUGAGGCGUGAGCGAGAGCAGCGGGAGCAGUACGAGCAGUGGAGGAACAUGACUGAUCCCUCGCGGAACUGGAUGGUGACAUUUGUCUUCCUUUCCGGCGUCGGAAUCGCAUACUGGCUAGGCACAUACUGGCCCAAGGACGCCGAGCCCACAUCGACGCUGCCGCUCAACAAGACCAAGGAGCCUCAGCACAACACCAAGCUCGAGAACAUGCAGGCGGCGUGGGCCGACUUUGUCAAGAUCGUGGGCAAGGAAAACGUGAGCACGGCCGAGAACGACAUUGACCACCACGCCACGUCGAGCUGGUCCUCGCACCAGGCAAAGGCUGACGAGCGGUCCUUCUGCGUCGUCUACCCGAGCACCACCGAGGAGGUGUCGGAGAUCAUGAAGGUCUGCCACAGCCGACGCAUCCCCGUCGUCGGAUACAGCGGCGGUACCAGCCUCGAGGGCCACUUUACGCCCACACGGCAGGGCGUGUCGGUCGACUUUGGCCGCAUGAACAAGAUUGUCAAGCUGCACAAGGACGACCUUGACGUCGUGGUGCAGCCCGCCAUGGGCUGGGAGGCUCUGAAUGAUCAUCUUGGACACGAGGGUCUCUUCUUCCCCCCUGACCCCGGCCCCGGUGCCAUGAUCGGCGGCAUGAUCGGUACCGGAUGCAGCGGUACCAAUGCCUAUCGCUACGGAACCAUGCGAGAGUGGGUGCUGAGCCUUACCGUCGUCCUUGCCGACGGCACCAUCAUCAAGACACGGCAACGUCCCCGCAAGAGCUCGGCCGGCUAUGACCUCACCAAGCUCUUCAUCGGUUCUGAGGGUACCCUGGGUCUUGUCACCGAGGCUACCCUCAAGGUGACGGUCAAGCCCGAGUCGACGAGUGUCGCCGUGGCUAGCUUCCCCUCGAUCCGUCACGCUGCCACAUGCGUGAGCAAGGUCGUGGGCAAGGGCAUCCCCGUCGCGGCCGUCGAGAUCCUCGACGACAACCAGAUGAAGUGCAUCAACGACGCAGGCAUGACCUCCCGCGCCUGGGCCGAGGAAGCAACGCUCUUCUUCAAGUUCGCCGGCACGCCCGCGGGCGUCAAGGAGCAGAUCUCGCAGGUGCAGGGCCUGGCCAAGCAGGCGGGCAGCCGGACGUUCGAGUUCGCCAAGAGCCAGGAGGAGCAGGACGAGCUGUGGAGCGCGCGCAAGGAGGCGCUCUGGAGCACGACGGCCAUCAAGAAGCCCGGCGACCGCGUGUGGACGGGCGACGUGGCCGUGCCCAUGAGCAAGCUGCCGGACCUGAUCGAGGAGACCAAGGAGGACAUGGCCAAGAGCGGCCUGUUCGCCUCCAUCGUCGGCCACGUCGGCGACGGCAACUUCCACACCAUCCUGCUGUAUAAUGAUGCUCAGCGACAAAAGGCCGAGACGGUCGUCCACCGCAUGGUCAAGAAGGCUGUCGAGCUGGAGGGUACUGUGACGGGAGAGCACGGCGUUGGCCUCGUCAAGCGAGACUAUCUGCCUCAUGAGCUUGGCGAGACCACCGUGGAUGCCAUGCGACAGAUCAAGAAGGCCUUUGACCCCCUAUGCCUGCUCAACUGCGACAAGGUUGUCCGCAUGCAAAAACCAAAGAAGGGUGAGGUGGAAGAGUGGUAG